Messenger RNA from Colossoma macropomum (tambaqui), 1970 nucleotides. RefSeq names its product cathepsin L1-like. Gene Ontology annotation, molecular function: cysteine-type endopeptidase activity. Lineage: Eukaryota; Metazoa; Chordata; Actinopteri; Characiformes; Serrasalmidae. Gene Ontology annotation, biological process: immune response. Gene Ontology annotation, cellular component: lysosome. The transcript is spliced from 9 exons. Bases 147 to 1157 code for a protein of 336 amino acids. The record is from RefSeq and is a predicted model, not a curated record.
GACACAGCAGGCCUCGACAUAAUAUAGAGGCACAGCAGAGCAGCAGAUAAAGCCAGAAAACGGGGUGGACAAUCAUAGCUAGCUAACUCACCAUAGAGAUCUUAUAGGCUGCAGGAGAUCGCUCGCAGAGACUUACACUGUACAGAAUGAGGGUUUUGCUCGCUGUCGCUGCUCUUGUGGUUGUGGCCGGUGCUGCCAGCGUCUCUCUGGAGGAUCUGGAGGAGGAGUUCAACACCUGGAAACUGAACUUUGGUAAGAGUUAUGGUUCAGUGGAAGAAGAGUCUCAGCGUAAGAUGAUCUGGCUGAACAAUCUUAAGCUGGUCCUGGAGCACAACAUGUUGGCUGACCAGGGCCUCAAAAGCUACAGACUCGGCAUGAACCACUUUGCAGACAUGGACAACCAGGAGUACCAGCAGAUGUUCAGGGGCUGCCUGGGACCCUUCAACAGGACCAAGACCCGCAGUCCAACUACAAUCCUCCGACAGGCAGGGAGUGCUUUUCUGCCCAGCACUGUGGAUUGGAAGGCCGCAGGCUACGUGACUGAGGUUGACCAUCAAAUGUGUUGUGGAUCCUGCUGGGCCUUCAGUGCGGUGGGGGCGCUAGAGGGUCAGAUGUUCCGGAAAACGAGGAAGCUGGUGCGCCUGAGCAAGCAACAACUGGUGGACUGCUCCUGGCUUUUCGGAAACCGUGGCUGUGCAGGUGGUUGGAUGGACCAGGCCUUCGAGUACGUCAUGCACAGCGGAGGCCUGCAGUCCGAAAGCUCCUAUCCUUAUGAGGCCAAGGAUGGAAUGUGCAGAUUUAACCCACUGAAUGCUAGCGCUACCUGCAGUGACUACUAUGAGCUGCCCAGUGGAGAUGAGAAGAGUCUGCAGGAAGCCGUGGCUGUAAUCGGCCCAAUUUCUGCAGCUAUAGACAUCAGCCGUCACACCUUCCAGCUCUACAAGUCAGGUGUUUAUGAUGAUCCAUACUGCAGCAGCACUAAACUGACUCAUGCUAUCCUGGUUGUUGGUUAUGGCACUGACAGCCGUGGGGAGGACUACUGGGUGGUCAAGAACAGCUGGGGUGUCCAGUGGGGAGAAAAGGGCUAUGUGAGAAUGUCCAGGAACAAGAGGAACCAGUGUGGUAUUGCCACAAAAGCCAGCUUUCCACAUGUGUAAAGAUGGAACAGAGCCAAAACUUCAAGGAGGAAUAUAAUCUAUGCAGCAAGCAUGUGAUCAUCAACAAGCAGCAGCUUCACCUUCAGAAAAGCAGACUUUUAAUUAUUUGCUAAUAUGGUGAUAAUGUCUUUUUCAAUAUUUAUGCUUUGCAUUGGAGAAAUGUAAUGAGAACUAUGUGCAUGAAUCUGUUUAUGGCUAAUAAAUCAGUUUGAAGUCAGAAAACUUCAAUUUUACAUUUUUUAGACAUACAAAUGUCUUAAGCAUGUAUCUAGGCAUUUAUCUCAGCAGAGAGUGUGUUUCUGCUUGUAAUAUAAUAUUGGAAUAAAGUAAAUAAACAUAAAAACAAUAUAUCAUAACAAGACUUUCUUGGUUUCAAAAAAGUAGUUGAGCUGGAUAGAAUUAUAGUUUUAGUUCCACAUUUUCCCUUGACGCUCCCAGCCAUCACAUGGAAUUUAUUAUCCAUUCACUGUGAUCUGAUUGAUUAUCUGAUCAAGGCACGGCAUGUUUAAACUUGCCCAUUUCAAAUGUAGUUUCUGUAUCCAGAUGUUUAAUUUUGUAAAAUGGCGGCUGUGACUUGGUAAGGUGUGGGAGUGAUUCAUGGCAAGGCCACACCUUGUUUUGAUUAAUAGAAGAUGUCAUCAGCUGGGCAUCAGCUAGAUUCCAGAUCCAAUCCUGCACAUUUUUAUCUUAACACACAAUUUGGCCACAUCUUGAAUCUCGUCAUUUAACAAGUCAAUCAAUCAGUGAAGUUGUUUUAAACAGUAAUCUGGAUGUAGGUCCCCAUGCUGUGAUGAUAUGUAAUAAAAUGCAAGA